Messenger RNA from Neoarthrinium moseri, 3270 nucleotides. RefSeq lists its product as uncharacterized. Lineage: Eukaryota; Fungi; Ascomycota; Sordariomycetes; Amphisphaeriales; Apiosporaceae. Bases 1 to 3270 code for a protein of 1089 amino acids. Gene Ontology annotation, biological process: cell redox homeostasis. The transcript has a single exon. The record is from RefSeq and is a predicted model, not a curated record. Gene Ontology annotation, cellular component: cytosol; mitochondrion. Gene Ontology annotation, molecular function: protein binding.
AUGGCGGGACGCGGGGCGACUUCGAGUCACGAUGACAGCUCAUGGUCGUCCGAUUCGGAAGCUUACGACUUCGAAGACUAUAGCGAUUCCCACGAUUACCACAACGCCCUUCGAGAGGCUGCCGAGCCGCGAGAGUACCACGAGGCCCUCCGAGCCCCGCCUCCACCAAAGUCCACGUCCGAAAUCCUCUCGGAUGUGUAUAGAGGCAUCAAGAAGGCCAUCCCCACGCGAGAGGAAUCCUUCAAGCUCCCCAGAGCUCCUUCACGACUGGCUCUAAAGGCCUUCGCGACUCAAGGCUCGACACCUUCAGCACAGCAGGUUGAGAGUCCGUCCGCUACCCCCACAUCAGCGCCUCCGUUUAGGAACUUCCCGGCACCAAAGCAUGCCCGGAACCUGAGCUUGCAGAACAGCCUCGAGAAGCCGCUGCCACAUCCGCCGCCUCCCUCUCUAAGUCCCAUCACCCCUACCAUCUCUGGCAGAGAUACCAGGCAGGGGAGUCUCGCCUCGAUCGUCGAUAGUGAGUACGAGGCAGAUAUGGAAAGCCGCACAAGCACUAUGGAUUCCAACACGUCCGUACCCGGUAACCAGUCUGGCCAAAUGUACACAGGAGGGUUCGAUAUGAGCAGCAGUCAGAGCAGUAUAGCUAGCGCGAGGCCGGAUGGAGGAGAAGGACAGAGGGAAAACCUGACGCCCCGGAGUAACGGGCCCAUGUCGGCUGGGCCAUCCCCUCCCGUGGCCUCCUCAUCCGGCCGAACCCCAGCCAUAGGUCAACCUGUGGGAACUCCUUCGACGUCGUCGUCUUCUGCCCACCUGUCUGGCUUGAUGUGUAACGUACAUCGAACCACCGGAAGGGAGCCCCACCCCCUUGUAGGAGCCACUACGACUAUCCUCGGAGACAAGCUCUACGUCUUUGGCGGCCGGAUACUUUCCAGAAGCCGGCCAGCACCCUUGACGGCAGACCUGUAUGAGUUGGAUCUCAUAAGGCGGCAUUGGUCUAAAUUGGAGACGACUGGAGAUGUACCUCCGCCUCGCUACUUCCACUCCAUGUGCGCUCUGGGGGACACCAAAUUGGUCUGCUAUGGAGGCAUGUCUCCUAGCCCGAGCCAGUCCUCUCCGGCCAACCCAGACCAGCAGCCUGAAGUCACCGUCAUGUCAGAUAUCUACAUCUACGAUGCCCCCUCGAAGAAGUGGACCUACGUCCCAACCCAGGACACGCCUCAAGGACGAUAUGCCCACUGCGCUUGCAUUCUUCCGUCUUCAGCUACUUUCUCAUCAAAUAAGGCGCCAUUGUCCGCCCUACAGCACAAUCCUUCCAGUGGGAAUCCCAACGAAGGGAGGAUUGGCAUCAACAUCGAUGGAGCAGGAGGUGCAGAGAUGAUUGUAGUCGGGGGCCAAGACGGUGCGAACCAUUACAUUGAACAAAUCAGCGUGUUCAACUUGCGGAGCUUGAAAUGGACUUCAACGCAGUCACUUGGGAAGUCGUGUGGUGCAUAUCGCAGUGUUGUGGCACCACUUCCUCCCUCGGUCACCUCCAAGAUCGGCAAGGCGGGCGCGGGUGCUUCCCGUCAGGACAGCAGUUUCAGUCAGGAGGCUCGGGACCCCGGAUCGUCAAUGCUGAUCUACUCAAACUACAACUUCUUAGACGUCAAGCUAGAGCUUCAAAUCCGUGGUUCUGAUGGAUCCCUGGCCGAGAAGCCCAUGUCGGGCACAUACUCACCACCCGGGCUGCGCUUCCCCAAUGGAGGCGUCAUUGAUACGUAUUUCGUUGUAAGCGGCACAUACUUGACCAGCUCGAAGCAAGAGUAUGCGCUCUGGGCCCUGGACUUGAAGAACCUGACUUGGGCGCGCAUCGAUGCGGGUGGCAGCAUAUUCAGCCAAGGAAGCUGGAACCGUGGGGUGCUGUGGAACCGAAGAAAUACCUUCGUCAUCCUGGGUAACCGCAAGCGCAGCCUGGUUGACGACUACAACCACCGACGGAUCAACUUUUCCAACGUCUGCAUGGUCGAGCUGGAGGCUUUUGGCUUUUACGACAAUCCGAGACGGGUUACGCCCUUGUCAGGCUUUGCAUCAGCCAGCAGCCCAUACAACAUCCCCGGGCUCAGCAUCGCGCGCAAGGCUGGCUGGACUGGAGGCGGCAGAUUCCAUUCUCGCGCGGCGGAAGAACUUGGUGAGAAGGCUCUAGUUCUGCGCGAAUUAUCUGAUAUGGACAUUCUCUGCAUUGGAGGAGAACGUAUCCCUAUCAACUCGCGGAUCGUUGGCCGAAGAUGGGGACCCUAUUUUGUACAGUUGUUACGGGAAGGUGCAGCUACGCAGGAUGGGAGCGAUUCGGCCACUUUGAGGACCAACAUCUCCGGACCUGCUGGCACUCGAAUGUCCGUUAUGACGAUCACUCCGGGGCAGUCGAAUAAUCGAAACACUGGCGAGAGCAGCUUCUCAAUGGGUUCUACUGUCGGGAACUCAUUCUCAUCUGCUGGAUCUGCGAAGCCUCCCAGCACAGCGGCAACAUCUGUCUCGAGCAGCGGUCCCACCGAUUUUACAUCCAUAAACUCGGCCCCCACGCCAGCAUCCCUGCCUCCCAAUAUCCGUCCGAGAUGCCUCUAUCUGCCCCACACCUAUCUUACCGUGCAGGCUUUGCUGCAUUUUCUGUAUACAUCGUCGUUGCCGUCGCCCCAGAGUCCACUCUGCACUCCGCAAAUCCUCUGCUCGCUUCUACAAAUUGCCCGUCCAUACAAGGUGGAUGGUCUGCUGGAGGCUGUGGUGGAACGGUUGCAUGCCUUGCUCGACUCCAGGAAUGCAGCUGCAGUAUUCAACGCAACAGCUAUGGCCGCCGGCGGUGGGCGGGGCAUCGACGGUACACUGAACCCGAACUUCCUGACCCAAGCAGACUCCUUGGCUGGAGGUGGGCCCAAUGGUCGGUCCAUGUCGAUAUCGCAAUCCAGCACAGACGAGUCAGUAUCCGGAAUGAGCGGACUGCGUAUCAACACUGGAGUUCCUGCCGCACGCCCCGGCAGCGAUGAGCUCAGCGCUACCACCAGUGUCAGCGGCAGUGAAUGGAGCAGUGAAGUCGGCGACAGCGAGCGUGGCACUACCAGAGAAGUUUGGAGUGGUGAGUUGAGCAGCGUCAUUGGCCUGCAGAAGCGUGGACUGCGCGGACUUAUGGAGGGUCGUCGUAUGCGCGCCAACGUAGAUCGCAGCCGGGAGAAUGAAGGGUCAGCGAGGGGUGACCGUUACGGACAGAGAGUUGGCCUCGGCAUUGCUGCUGGAUCAUAG